UCGAAUUCUCUGUUUAUCCGCUGAAUUCAAAAUGUAGAAGUCAUUUAAAGCAGAAAAUAUACUUAAUUUUCACUUAUAGUUAUUAUUUCUAUUACAUUCCAUGCGAGUAAGUCUACCUUUUGUUCGUUGGUGGUGUUGGUCUUCUACGAAGGUUUAUUAUUAGUUCUAAUAGAAGGUUUUAAUACAAAAUCAAGCUUUAAGCACUGUUUACGACAAUUUAUAUAAUUCUAAAAAAGAAACAAAUUUUAGGAGUUUUCAAUAUUAUAUUAAAACUUAUUCUAAGUAUUUAAUUAUUUCAAAAUGGAUAGUAAAGAAGAAUCAUUCUUCUCAAAGUUAAAAAAUAUAUCAAAAAAUUUGCAGAAUGAUUUAAAUGAAUUAAAUCAUAAACUAUUGAUGCCAAAAUCUGAAUUACCAGAAGAUUCAUCGAUAAUAUAUAUAACACAUAUGCUUGAUGAUUUAAAAUUACUUAAGGAAGAAACAACAAAAGUAGAUGAUGAUAUACAACAACUUCAAAAUAUAAGAGCUAAUUUUAAAAAAGAUUUAGAAACAAGCAUUGAAGACAUUGAUGAACAAUUAAAUAAUCUUGAAACAAAAUUACAAAAUUAUGGAUAUGUUCCUUGGAAACAAAGAAAACACAGUAUAAAAAUUGAAAAUAAUGUAAAAGAAGAACCUGUAAAAAAUGCAAUUGAGGAAAAUAAUAAAAAAGAACCUAAAGAAUGCUCUGAUCCAGAUAUUGAAGAAAAAAAACAAAAAAUGAAGACAACUCCUACAUUACCUCUUCGAUCUCUGCCAAAUUUAUAUAACAAAAUUGAUGAAAGGUUGAAAAAUAAUAUACCUACACAAAUGAUUAUAGUGACUCCUAAAUUGAAUCGAAAUUUUUGCAGAGGUUAUCAUAAUAUAAAUGAUGUGAAAAUGCAAACACCAUCAUAUUUUAAUGAUGAUGUAGUUAUUACUCCUGGUUUAUUUAUGCCAUACUCAAAAGAAACAAGGAAAGAUCCUGUCCCUAAAUUUGAAUUAAAGCAUGAUCAAUCUCCACAAUAUCACAUAGAAUUAAAUCAGAAGUUUGUUGGAAAAGCAAUGGAAAGAGGAUCCCCCUUUAAAAAUUGGGAAGAGGAUGUGACAGUAAAUUUGUUUAAAAGGACAAAUCUAAUGCCACAAAAACCAAAUAUAAAAACUGAUAAUAAAUCAAUCCCAGAGGAAUCAACAGUACAGUUAGAAUAUAAAGAAAAUAAUGAAUCAUUUAAUACACCUGAUGAACCAAUACUUACAAAUUACGACCACAAGAAUGUCUUAGAAUCUUUGAGAAAAACUCUAAGAAAAAAGAAAAACAUAGAUAUAGAUUCAAAUACACCUGAAGAACCACUGUUAAUGUCUGAACAUAAGCAAACAAAAUUCUUAGAAUUUACAAUGAGUAUCAGAAAGAAAAAUAAUGAUAAUCAAGAGGAAUCUUCAAGUACUCCUGAAGAAUCAUUGUUUUCUGCUACUAACAGGUUUUGUGAAGAUGGCCCUAAAACACCAGAAGAACCAAAAUUGAAGACUUUAACUUAUUUACAGCAGACAAAGAGAUGCCAAAAUUUGUUUUUUCAUUAGUUUAUGCAUUUAAAAAACAAUAUUUUUAUAUUCUUUAUCAUUUAUCUUAACUUAGAAUAAAUUUGUAUGUGCGUUUUUUGUAAUUAAAAAAUAGAUUAUUA
This is a messenger RNA of Centruroides sculpturatus (bark scorpion), 1691 nucleotides long. RefSeq lists its product as uncharacterized. The coding region runs from base 301 to 1590 and encodes 429 amino acids. Lineage: Eukaryota; Metazoa; Arthropoda; Arachnida; Scorpiones; Buthidae. The transcript is spliced from 15 exons. The record is from RefSeq and is a predicted model, not a curated record.